Lotus japonicus is the source of this 1000-nucleotide messenger RNA. Its product is annotated as aquaporin TIP1-3-like. The record is from RefSeq and is a predicted model, not a curated record. Gene Ontology annotation, cellular component: membrane. Gene Ontology annotation, biological process: transmembrane transport; water transport. Gene Ontology annotation, molecular function: water channel activity. NCBI's taxonomy places the organism in Eukaryota, Viridiplantae, Streptophyta, Magnoliopsida, Fabales, Fabaceae. The transcript has 3 exons. Bases 57 to 815 code for a protein of 252 amino acids.
AAAGCACACAGGCUUCUGUCUCUGUAGAUUCUGAUUAUUCCUUAAUUAAUAUUAAAAUGGCAAUUUAUAGAAUUGCAAUUGGAUCUCCUAGAGAGGCUAGCCACCCUGCUGCAAUUAGAGCAGCAUUUGCAGAAUUCUUUUCUAUGGCCAUUUUUGUUUUUGCUGGCCAAGGCUCUGGCAUGGCUUACAACAAACUUACCAACAAUGGACCUGCGACCCCUGCUGGUCUCAUAGUUGCAUCAUUAUCUCAUGCAUUCGCGCUUUUUGUGGCGGUUUCUGUUGGGGCAAACAUGUCUGGUGGUCAUGUGAAUCCUGCAGUCACAUUUGGUGCUUUCGUAGGAGGAAACAUAACCUUGUUGAGAAGCAUUUUAUAUUGGAUUGCACAAUUGCUUGGUUCUGUAGUUGCUUGCAUUCUUCUCAAUUUCUCCACAGGUGGAAUGGAAAUAUCAGCUUUCUCUCUAUCCUCUGGUGUAUCUGUUUGGAAUGCAUUGCUUUUUGAGAUUGUGAUGACUUUUGGGUUGGUAUAUACAGUUUAUGCCACAGCAGUGGACCCAAAGAAGGGGAAUGUGGGUGUUGUGGCCCCAAUAGCAAUUGGUUUUGUUGUGGGUGCCAACAUCUUGGUUGGUGGUGCUUUUGAUGGUGCAUCAAUGAACCCAGCUGUAUCCUUUGGGCCUGCUGUGGUUAGCUGGACUUGGACUCAUCACUGGGUCUAUUGGGCCGGCCCAUUCAUUGGUUCAGCCACUGCUGCCAUUCUCUAUGAUAAUAUCUUUAUUGGUGAUGAUGGUCAUGAACCUCUUUCAAAUAGUGACUUUUAAAGUCUUCUUUUUUUGAAAAAGAAAUAUUUAUUGCAUAACAACAGAACCAUGAGACCAUCCCCUCAUCCUCAUGGAUAGGCAUACAUGAUUGGUCCCAAGACCCCAUUGCAUAAUGGGAACAAAACAGAAAAACAAAAAAAGGUAAAAAUGAAUGAAUCCUUUGAAGUCUUAUUUAAAGUCUAUUU